CACAGAAACUUAGCCAAAAAAACCCUAGCACUGUAAGCCUACACCACCGCCGCAAGGAGUGGCAUACUGCCGCCGUCCGUCCAUCUAGCUUCCCUCGUGCUCCAAGUCUUCAACCCCUGUUCGCUGUUACCGAUCGCAGCUGCUUCCUCGAGCUCGGCGUCCGUCGUCUUUGUCUGUUCAGGCGCUUCCGCCGCCGUUUGUUUGCCGUUCACGUUCGCGUCUUCGUUCAGCCGUCGUCUUCGUUCGCGUUCUUCGCUGUUCAAGUUUGCUCGGCGUUCACCGUUCGCGUUCACUCGCCGUUCACCAUUCGGGUUCGCAUUCGCGUUCGUCUGGAAGCCACGUUGCUCUGCUUCAAACUCUGCGACCAACCCGCGCGCUCCACCUAGCCGUCGAACUGCUCUCUUUUGUCGCCGCCAAUCUUGAGUACAAUAAAGUAGCAACAACAACACUGCAACAAUAAUCGAAGUCACAAUCUUCUCUGACACUAAAAUCACAAUCAAACUAUUCAUUCCAUUCAGAUACAAGGCUCACACAUGCUCAUGAAACUGAGUUCUCUUCUUCAAGCUCUUAUACCAUCAUGGAACUCAGCUUAUUUGCUUCUGGGCUUCUUUGCUUAUUUGUCAAUUGCGGGAUCCAUUGUGCUGGGAAAACUUGUUCCUGGGGUUGUUCUUGCUGAUGGAACUCGCCUUCAUUAUCGCUGCAAUGGUUUAGUCUUGCUUCUUCUGUUGGUUGCACUUCUUGGGAUUAGUGCCAAGAUGGAUUUUGUAUCUCCUACCGCUAUAUCUGAGAGAGGAUUUGAGCUGCUGUCCACAACAUUUAUCUUCAGUUUUCUUGUGACCCUGGCACUUUAUUUUGCGGGCUGCAAGUCACAAAGUAAAAGUUCAUCACUAAAACCUCAUAUCACUGGAAACCUAAUACAUGAUUGGUGGUUUGGAAUACAACUGAAUCCUCAGUAUAUGGGUAUUGACCUCAAAUUUUUGUUUGUUAGAGCUGGAAUGAUGGGGUGGCUGCUAAUCAAUUUAUCCAUUCUUGCAAAGAGCAUUCAAGAUGGUACUUUGAGCAAAUCAAUGAUUCUCUUCCAGAUAUUCUGUGCAUUAUACAUCUUGGACUACUUUGUGCAUGAAGAGUACAUGACAUCAACUUGGGACAUAAUUGCAGAGAGGUUGGGCUUCAUGUUGGUCUUUGGAGAUUUAGUUUGGAUUCCUUUUACUUUUAGCAUUCAGGGAUGGUGGCUCUUAGCAAAUGAGGUGGAGUUAACAACGACAACCAUUAUAGCUAAUUGUCUUGUCUUCCUGAUUGGAUACAUGGUAUUUCGAGGGGCAAACAAGCAAAAACAUGUAUUCAAAAAGAAUCCAAAGGGCCCUAUUUGGGGUAAGCCUCCAAAAGUCAUUGGUGGAAAGUUACUUGCUUCUGGUUAUUGGGGUAUUGCCAGACAUUGUAAUUACCUAGGUGACUUACUUCUUGCUCUCUCCUUUAGCUUACCUUGUGGGAUAAGUUCACCAGUUCCAUACUUCUAUCCAAUAUAUCUUCUUAUUCUGUUGAUAUGGAGGGAGAGAAGGGAUGAAUCUCGUUGUGCGAAGAAGUAUAAAGAGAUAUGGACUGAGUACCGAAAACUUGUUCCUUGGAGAAUAUUGCCAUUUGUGUAUUAGAAAGAAAAGAAGAAAAAGAAGGUUCCAUUGUAUUGGCUUUUGUAUUUUUGUAGAAUUGAAACUAUUGUUAGAAGUUGCAUACUAUUUAUGAAGGAGUUUAUUAAUAAGAACCUUGUUUGAUUUUAUGAAAGUGAGAUGAAUAUUUUAGCAAA
Arachis ipaensis is the source of this 1801-nucleotide messenger RNA. RefSeq names its product delta(14)-sterol reductase. The record is from RefSeq and is a predicted model, not a curated record. Gene Ontology annotation, molecular function: Delta14-sterol reductase activity. Gene Ontology annotation, biological process: sterol biosynthetic process. NCBI's taxonomy places the organism in Eukaryota, Viridiplantae, Streptophyta, Magnoliopsida, Fabales, Fabaceae. Gene Ontology annotation, cellular component: endoplasmic reticulum membrane.